Pezoporus flaviventris is the source of this 5376-nucleotide messenger RNA. It is a transcript of the gene SEC24C, whose product is annotated as SEC24 homolog C, COPII coat complex component. Gene Ontology annotation, cellular component: COPII vesicle coat; endoplasmic reticulum exit site. Gene Ontology annotation, molecular function: SNARE binding; zinc ion binding. The transcript has 25 exons. Bases 162 to 3428 code for a protein of 1088 amino acids. Lineage: Eukaryota; Metazoa; Chordata; Aves; Psittaciformes; Psittacidae. The record is from RefSeq and is a predicted model, not a curated record. Gene Ontology annotation, biological process: COPII-coated vesicle cargo loading; intracellular protein transport; endoplasmic reticulum to Golgi vesicle-mediated transport.
CCGCUGGGUGGGGCGCGGUGGCAGCCGGGGGUUGGCGGGGAGUGUGGACGUGGCAGGCAGCGGGCGGGGGAGCGGUGGCGUCGGAAACCGGAAGCGGGUCCAGCAGCGGCGCCGGGAGAAACGGGCAGCGGCGGUGAGAUUAGUUUGGGGAUGUGAAUACAAUGAGUGUAAACCAGCCAGCUCACACAGGGCCUCCUUACGGGCGACCUCAGCCUGGAUAUCAGGGAUACCAGCAGCCUGCCUACGGAGGACAGCCAUUGCCAGGGGUUCCUCAAUUGCAAUAUGGAGCUUAUAAUGGUCCGAUGCCAGGAUAUCAACAGCCACCCCCUCCACAAGGUUACUUUCCUUCCUUGGGGUUCCCUUCGAAGGGCUCUCCUGUUUCUCUCAACUCUGACACUUCUUCUCUUGCACCUAAUUUCAUAGGCUCAUUAAGAGCCCCUUCAACAUCUGGAGCAUCUCUUCCUUCUGAUCACCUGACAUACAGUCCAUUUGGACAGGGAGAUGUGCAGAAUGGGAUUCCAACCUCAGCAGCCCCGAUGCAGAGGCCACCUGCUUCUCAGCCGUAUCUGCCAGGCUCAGCAUCCAUGCCUGUCACCCAGACGCCUGCGUUCCAGCAAUAUGGUCCCCCCCCAGCCAGUGUACAGCAGCUCAGCAAUCACAUGGCAGGGAUGACAAUUGGCACUGUUGCAGCCUCUGCUGCUCCCCCAGCCGGACUAGGAUAUGGUGCCCCAAGGCCGCCUACCAUGCCAGGCCCACCACUGCCUGGGCAGACAGCUCCUGUACCACCAGCGUCCCAGCCUAAUCAUGUAUUCUCACCGCCACCUCCAACAUCGAUGUCAGGGCCACAGCCUGGGCCUCCCAUGAGUAGCCUCCAUGGACCCCCUCCUCCAACUCAUCCUCCUCAGCCAGGAUACCAAAUGCAGCAGAACGGUUCCUUUGGGCAGGUGAGGGGUCCUCAACCAAACUAUGGAGCAGCCUAUCCAGGAGCACCAAAUUAUGGAAGGCAACCUGGACCACCACCUCCACCCAAACGCUUGGAUCCAGAUUCCAUUCCUAGCCCUCAACUUAAUGAGCUGCCACCCCAGCAGAAACCCAGGCACAGAAUAGACCCAGAUGCAAUUCCUAGUCCAAUUCAAGUGAUUGAAGAUGACAGAAAUAACUGUGGGUCAGAACCAUUUGUCACUGGAGUGAGAGGGCAGGUCCCACCUCUUGUUACUACGGAUUUCUUGGUCAAGGAUCAAGGUAAUGCAAGCCCCCGCUACAUAAGAUGCACAUCUUACAAUAUUCCCUGCACCUCAGAUAUGGCCAAACAGUCCCAAGUUCCUCUAGCUGCUGUCAUAAAACCGCUGGCUACUCUACGCCCAGAGGAGACCCUUCCUUAUUUGGUAGACCAUGGAGAAUCUGGUCCUGUCCGCUGUAAUAGGUGCAAGGCUUACAUGUGCCCUUUUAUGCAAUUCAUUGAGGGUGGAAGGAGGUUCCAGUGUUGUUUCUGCAGCUGUGUCACUGAGGUGCCACCUCACUACUUCCAGCAUUUGGAUCAUACUGGAAAGCGAGUAGACUUCUAUGACCGACCUGAGUUAUCACUGGGGUCUUAUGAGUUUCUAGCAACAGUUGACUAUUGCAAGAAUAACAAGUUUCCCAGUCCCCCUGCUUUCAUUUUCAUGAUUGAUGUGUCUUACAAUGCUGUAAAGAGUGGCUUAGUGAGACUAAUAUGUGAAGAAUUAAAGUCACUUCUAGAUUACCUGCCCAGGGAAGGCAACAUGGAAGAGUCAGCCAUUCGAGUAGGCUUUGUCACCUACAACAAAGUGUUACACUUCUACAAUGUGAAAAGCUCCCUUGCACAGCCACAAAUGAUGGUUGUCUCAGAUGUGGCAGAUAUGUUUGUGCCUCUCCUUGAUGGUUUUCUGGUGAACGUGAACGAGUCCAGGACAGUUAUUGCCAGUUUGCUGGAUCAGAUUCCAGAAAUGUUUGCAGACACAAGAGAAACAGAAACUGUUUUUGCACCGGUGAUUCAAGCAGGGCUGGAGGCACUGAAGGCAGCUGAGUGUGCUGGAAAGCUCUUCAUUUUCCACACUUCUCUGCCCAUUGCAGAGGCCCCAGGAAAGUUAAAGAACAGGGAUGAUAAGAAACUGAUCAACACAGAUAAGGAGAAGACCUUGUUUCAGCCGCAGACAAGCUUUUACAACAACUUGGCCAAAGACUGUGUGACCCAGGGCUGCUGUGUGGAUCUGUUCCUGUUUCCAAACCAGUAUUUGGAUGUGGCGACACUAGGUGUAGUCACUUACCAGACUGGAGGCUCCAUUUAUAAGUAUGCAUAUUUCCAGCUGGAGACUGACCAGGAUAGGUUCCUGAAUGACUUGAGAAGAGAUGUCCAGAAAGAAGUGGGAUUUGAUGCUGUAAUGAGAGUGCGCACAAGCACAGGUAUUCGAGCAACUGACUUCUUUGGAGCUUUCUAUAUGAGCAACACCACUGAUGUAGAGAUGGCAGGUUUGGACUGUGAUAAAACAAUCACAGUGGAAUUCAAGCACGAUGACAAACUGAGUGAAGACAGCGGUGCCCUCCUUCAGUGUGCUCUGUUAUAUACAAGUUGCACAGGACAGCGACGACUCCGCAUUCACAACCUGUCCUUAAACUGUUGCACACAGCUUGCUGACCUGUAUCGAAACUGUGAGACAGACACACUCAUAAAUUACUUGGCUAAAUAUGCAUAUCGUGGAGUUCUGAGUAGUCCAGUAAAGACUGUACGAGAUGCAUUGAUCAGCCAGUGUGCCCAGAUCCUAGCUUGCUAUAGAAAGAACUGUGCUAGUCCCUCUUCUGCUGGCCAGCUGAUCCUUCCUGAAUGCAUGAAGCUGCUUCCUGUGUACUUGAAUUGUGUGUUGAAGAGCGACGUCCUUCAGCCUGGUCUAGAGGUCACAACAGAUGACCGUGCUUACAUUCGUCAGUUAGUCACAUCCAUGGAUGUGGCUGAAACAAAUGUUUUCUUUUAUCCUAGGCUUUUGCCCCUGACCAAAGCAGAUGUUGACAGUGACUCCUUGCCAGCAGCAAUCCGGAACUCAGAAGAACGUCUUUCCAAGGGUGACAUAUACCUGCUGGAGAAUGGGCUGAACAUCUUUGUGUGGGUGGGAGUCAACGUGCAACAAGGCUUGAUCCAGAACCUCUUUGGAGUGUCAUCCUUCAGUCAGAUUAGCAAUGGCCUGAGUACCCUGCCUGUCUUGGAAAAUCCCUUUUCAAAGAAAGUACGAUCUAUUAUUGACAUGCUUCAAAUGCAGAGAUCCCGCUACAUGAAGUUAAUAAUUGUGAAGCAAGAAGAUAAGCUGGAAAUGCUGUUCAAACACUUUCUAGUGGAGGACAAGAGCCUGAGUGGGGGGGCUUCAUAUGUGGACUUCCUGUGUCACAUGCAUAAGGAGAUUCGGCAACUACUGAGCUAGAGGAGGGAGUGGUGCUGGAACUCGGCAGUGACAUUUCGGUCUCCACUAAUGACCUGAUCAGAUGGUCCAGCGCCCUCAAAAAGGACAGCAUAGAAAUCUGUACAAUUCCAUAAUUUUUAAUACACAUUGCAUAAGCAGAAAUCCUUUCAACCUCUCCCAGUCCCAUAUGAGAGAUGACAAAUUUUCUUGGUGAGGGCUAAAAAGAAGCAAAAGGCCUUUAAUACCAGGUCUUUUACUUGCAUCUAAAUUGUUUCCUGUGCUUGGCAGGAGUUCACCCCCCUCCCCAUGCUCGCUAACCCUGUCGUAAUGAAUGUAGGUUUUUUCAGUUCACUGUACAUGAUUCAACACUGGGUGAAAAAGCGAUAACUCUUCAAAACUUCUGGUAGUUGCUGUGUGUUUGUAUGGGCGUGUGUGCAUGCUCCGAGUGUGGAGGGGAUGCAGGUGGGGAGGAUGAGAGGCAGGUCAGGUGAUGGGAGCUGGAGCAGCCAAACAUUUUGUGUCUCCUCUUAAGAGGGAAACAUGAAGUUGCAGAGCACAGAUAUAUCAUGUGGCUGGCUGAACCAGAAAGCCAUGAAAAAGGAAAUGAGCAGUAACCCAGGAGGCAACAGGGCAAAUUUCUUUCCAUAAUCUUCCCCAUACUAUAAGUUGCUGUGCCGAUCUGUAAUGGAAUAGUAGUUCAGUGAGCAACAAUCAAAAGCUUCUGAGCAGUGUAGGGGUAGAGCUGGUGCUUCCUGUUGGCAUGUGUGGUGUCUCCUGUCCUUCUCAUUGCACGGCUCUGUAAUGUUCUACUCAAUCCAUGUUCCAUGGCCUCUCCUCCAGAGCUUACCUGUCUAAUCAGAUGGUGGUGGGAACAAAACCUCUUAACUGUAAGCAGAAAAUGCUUUUAACAAGGUGAUGUGGGGCUGUGUAGGAACUGGAUGAUAAGGAAGUGGCCAUUUUCAACCAUAUUAUUGUGAAUCAUAGCAAACAAGUAGGAAUUUUAUUUAUACUGAUGCAAAUUUGAAACUGCUUUGUACCCUGGAAUACAAGGAAGGAGAUAAAACCCCCUGAGACUUAGACUGUACUGUAGUAGGUAUUACAAGUACCUGAUUACGGUUAUUGAAAGCAUCUGGGCCAUAGUGAAGAGUUUCAUUACCGGAUGUUUGUACCCUCCCCCAUUCUAUCUACUGAUCAGCUUGCACAAAACCUUUUUAUAAGCCUGUUUGUUUAACUAAAAUACCUCAGACAGAUUAAUCCAUCCACUUAGGCCACUCUGCUUCUCCAUCCUGCAAGGGUGGAAGAGAAAAUCCUGCGAUGAGGGAGUGGGUGUAAAUCAAAUUCAGAAUUAUAAGGGCUUUGUUUAUUCAUUUAGAAAGAGGGCUUGUAUAUUUUGGCUUGAACGCUUAACAAGCAUUCUUACAAUACCCAGGAGUUUAAGCUACAAAUAGCACUAAAAGUGGAAGGAAGAAUGUGAGUGGAUUAGAGAACAUACUAUCUGGGGUUGCUAUUUCAGAGAAAAGUCCUUGUUAAGGUGAGAAAAAUACCUGCCUGUGGUUUUAGUUCCCUAUCCUUGUAGCAUGCGUAUGAAUCCAUUUUAUUUCUAAUGCUGCUAGUUUGUCUUCCCUCCCAUCACUACACAGAAAGGGGAAUAUGAAACUUGUAAUGGAGAAACUCUUUCAAGAUGUAGUUGACAGAACCUUCAGCGUUUUUGUAUGAAUGUGGCUGACUUUUUACUCCACGUACUGCCUCCAACCAAAAAAUCUAGAGGAUUUUUAACCAGAGGGGGAAAAAGAACUUCACAGGAAUAUAAGGCACAGCAACCACAGACUUCCACAAAUACUAAUUUCUAGUAUUAAUACUGGGGGGUGUGGGGGUGGAAAUGAAAUGAUAAAUGAACCUUUCAUUUUCUUCACUUGUUUUUCCAAUGCAUCUUUUAAUUUGUAAAGAAAUAAAAAUAUAUUAAGAUGUA